AGCGCCGCGGAAGCCCUGCAGGAGCGGAGCGGGCGGCCCCGUGCGGCCCCUCAGAGCCGGGGCGGCGGCGGCGGCGAAGAUGGCGGCGGCGGACGGCGACGAUUCGCUUUACCCCAUCGCGGUGCUCAUCGACGAGCUCCGCAACGAGGACGUGCAGCUGCGCCUCAACAGCAUCAAGAAGCUCUCAACCAUCGCGCUGGCGCUGGGCGUGGAGCGAACCCGCAGCGAGCUCCUCCCUUUCCUCACCGACACCAUCUACGAUGAGGACGAGGUGCUGCUGGCGCUGGCCGAGCAGUUGGGCACCUUCACCGCCCUCGUGGGGGGACCCGAGUUCGUGCACUGCCUGCUGCCGCCGCUGGAGAGCCUGGCCACGGUGGAGGAGACGGUGGUGCGGGACAAGGCGGUGGAGUCGCUGCGGGCCGUGUCCCACGAGCACUCGCCGCCGGACCUCGAGGGUCACUUUGUGCCGCUGGUCAAGCGCCUGGCCGGAGGCGACUGGUUCACGUCGCGCACCUCGGCCUGCGGCCUCUUCAGCGUCUGCUACCCGCGCGUGUCCAGCCCGGUCAAGGCCGAGCUGCGCCAGUACUUCCGGAACCUGUGCUCGGACGACACGCCCAUGGUGCGGCGCGCGGCCGCCUCCAAGCUGGGCGAGUUCGCCAAGGUGCUGGAGCUGGAGCACGUCAAGAGCGAGAUCAUCCCCAUGUUCUCCAACCUGGCCUCGGACGAGCAGGACUCGGUGCGGCUGCUGGCGGUCGAGGCGUGCGUGAGCAUCGCGCAGCUGCUGCCGCAGGAGGAGCUCGAGGGGCUGGUGAUGCCCACGCUGCGCCAGGCGGCCGAGGACAAAUCGUGGCGCGUGCGCUACAUGGUGGCCGACAAGUUCACCGAGCUCCAGCGCGCCGUGGGCCCCGAGAUCACCAAGACGGACCUGGUGGGCGCCUUCCAGAGCCUGAUGAAGGACUGCGAGGCCGAGGUGCGCGCCGCCGCCUCCCACAAGGUCAAAGAGUUCUGUGAGAACCUGUCCCCCGACUGCCGCGAGGCCGUGAUCAUGGGCCAGAUCCUGCCCUGCAUCAAGGAGCUGGUGUCGGAUGCCAACCAGCACGUGAAGUCGGCGCUGGCCUCGGUGAUCAUGGGGCUGUCGCCCAUCCUGGGCAAGGACAACACGGUGGAACACCUGCUGCCCCUGUUCCUGGCACAGCUCAAGGACGAGUGCCCCGAGGUGCGGCUGAACAUCAUCUCCAACCUGGACUGCGUGAACGAGGUGAUCGGCAUCCGGCAGCUGUCGCAGUCGCUGCUGCCGGCCAUCGUCGAGCUGGCCGAGGACGCCAAGUGGAGGGUGCGGCUGGCCAUCAUCGAGUACAUGCCGCUGCUGGCCGGCCAGCUGGUGAGACUGGGAGGGACUGGGAUGGACUGGGAUAUACUGGGAUGGACUGGGAGAGGGCUGGAGCCGUGUAUGGGGCACUGGGAUAUACUGGGAUAUACUGGGAGGGGGCUCUGGUGUGUGCGGCUGGCCAUCAUCGAGUACAUGCCGCUGCUGGCCGGCCAGCUGCUGGCCAUCAUCGAGUACAUGCCGCUGCUGGCCGGCCAGCUGUCUAACUGGUUUAUACUGGUCUGUACUGGUUUCCCGGCAGUGUACGCCAUCCGCGAGGCCGCCACCAGUAACCUGCGCAAGCUGGUGGAGCGCUUUGGGCACACCUGGGCCCAGGGCACCAUCGUGCCCAAGGUGCUGGCCAUGGCCGCCGACCCCAACUACCUGCACCGCAUGACCACGCUCUUCUGCAUCAACGUGCUGUCCGAGGUGUGUGGCCAGGAGGUGACCACCACGCAGAUGCUGCCCACCGUGCUCCGCAUGGCCGCCGACGCCGUGGCCAACGUGCGCUUCAACGUGGCCAAAUCCCUGCAGCGCAUCGGGCCCAUCCUCGACAGCGGGACGCUGCAGACGGAGGUGAAGCCGGUGCUGGAGAAGCUGACGCAGGACCAGGACGUCGACGUCAAAUAUUUCGCUCAGGAGGCGCUGACAGUGCUGGCGCUGGCCUGACCCCGCCCCCCGCCCCUCCCCCCUCACCAGGCCCCUCCCCCCCGCAUGAACCGGAGCUGCGACCGCCCCUCCCCCACCCCCCCCCGCGCCCCUCCCCCACCCCGCUGUUGGUUCAUUAACUCCUUAAUUAAUUAAUUGACGAUGAUUUCGCCGUUAAUAAAAACCACAACAACGAG
Molecule: messenger RNA, 2211 nt
Organism: Zonotrichia leucophrys gambelii
Lineage: Eukaryota; Metazoa; Chordata; Aves; Passeriformes; Passerellidae
Product: serine/threonine-protein phosphatase 2A 65 kDa regulatory subunit A alpha isoform-like
Exons: 15
Coding region: 80-2035 (651 amino acids)
Biological process (GO): chromosome segregation; protein dephosphorylation
Cellular component (GO): cytoplasm; protein phosphatase type 2A complex
Molecular function (GO): protein phosphatase regulator activity; protein binding
Source: RefSeq, a predicted model, not a curated record